AAAGAAAAGAAAACAUUGCCCCGAUCGACCGUACUCCUCCCUAGUUAGUUCCCGCUUCUUGACGACGCGAGGGAGUCUCACUGACAGUUUUGCUUUGCUAGUCGGAUUUCAUUUGUUGCGACAACGGCGCUUUGGAACUAGCGAGAGUGAACAGAAUAAUUGAUGAUGCAUUGUCAACUAACGUUGUGAGCAAGGGGUUUGGUUUCGAUUACUAGUAGUACCCUGAUCGCAUUGCCUCCCAUUCAUACCCAUAUAUAUAGCCAUAGCUACGAUCAUCAAGCAAGAGCACUGCUUACUUACGAACAUAGAACAUAGACGACCUCUGGUGACGCUGAAGACGGGCAACGCGUCCUGUGCCGUAGCCGCUCUGCCUAGUGCCUGUGCCAGGCAUCGCCAAGCGUCGUCAGGGCCGUGGUGACUUCGGCGCUGUUGCCGUGUCGGCAGCGUUACGCAGCUUCGCUUUCCGGUCGCUAGCUGGAGAUCUCGAAGCACCUGAGCUGAGGUGAGGUGAGGCCGUACACCUGAUGCCAGUGGCAGUGGUGAACGUGUUGCACCUGUGUUCCCUAUCCCGACAUCUUGGCGACACUGAGACAGUACGGAAGCGGCGAGGGCUGUACUGGUCGAGGCAGCAGCGGUGGGAGCAAGUCCCAUGCACCCCGCCAUUGACCAAUACUCUCUCAGGGCGUGGAUACUAACGUUACACGUUUGUAGAAAUCAAAACUAAGUACUAGUACGUACUUGAGAUAGAAUAAUUCUGGUGUUCAUCGGUGACGUCAUCGCUUGAGUCACCUCUACUUGAUAUACCAGGCAGAAGGACGGACCAUUCAGCUGUAAAUACCUAGAAUGGUCUAGUGAUCUCAUAGUGCGGCCAAACAGACAAGGCGACUACAGCUGGUUGUUCAACGGGUCCUCUGCCCGACACAUCACCAGCACAGUGAGUGAGACUACACACAUCGGAGCGGUGGCAGAAGCGACGGCGGAGGCCGCAGCAAGAUGUCCAAGAAGCAGAAGCCGGGGAAGGGCGCGGCGGCAGCCCCGGCCGGUCCCCCAGCCGGCUGGGAUACCGCUCUGUUGUCAGCUGCGGUCCAGGAGGGCUUGAGCACAUUCUUCUCGUGCGCUGCGCCACUGGAUGCUGAAGAUGGCACUGCACUGACGGAUCUGCUGUGCACGGCCGUGCGCGACCGGAAGCUGCGACGUCGCUUCCAGUCCAUCAGCAGACAGGACAUCAUCAAACUUGCAACGGUGGGGUUGGACAGUCUCAAGGAGCCGCGUCGGCCGUCGCAACCGCAAGCGGCCGUGGAACCGACGCCCAGCAAGCCCGGCGGCCGUGCCAGCAAGACCGGCCGCGCAAGCAAAGCUCCGAAGCAGGCGGCGGGCGACAAGCCGGCGUUUGCGGAGGCAGUGGAGUACGCCCAGCAGCAAAUGACCUCCAAGGGCGCAAUCGACACGGAAAUGGAGGUGCGACUUGUCAAGUUCCUCUUCCUCUACCGAAAGAAGGAGUACAUGCAGAAGAGACAGGAAAGAAAAGCGCUGUACAGUGCUAGACAGCGGACGGUUCCUGACGCAGCACCCGCACCAGCCAAAGGGAAGGGAAAGGGAGGAAAGGAGAAGCCACCCGCAGGUGGAAAGAAGUCCAGCAUGAAGGAGUCUGCCGGCAAGGCAAGCCCAGCCGCAGCGCCACCGCCUCCGCUCAAGAUGUACAGCGACAUGAAGACCAGGCAGGAAGAAGAGCAGGAUGCAGUUGCAGCCGAUGACGAGCCAGAAGAUGGCCCUGAUUACUACAUUGUCUUCACUGGUUUUCAUGAGUCACUGCACUUCUUCGCCGAGCUGAGCAAGGUGGGCAUUCACUGUGAUUUACUGGUUGAGCUCCGGAAGGCUGACAACGAUGAAGCUGCCCACCUAGAUAGCAAAAACACGUUACUUGACUGGGAGAGCGGUGGUGACCGCAAGAGACCCGCAACGACUAAAGAAGAAACUCUAAACGAGGAAGAACAAGAAGAAAGGCGAAACCGUCUAGCACAGCAGAAAUCUACCAUUGAUCGGUUCUGGCAAGAGACACGUCACACCGUUAAUCAAAGCGGCUCAUCAGAUCCACUGCGUGAUAUGACCUGGAACUCCCUUUUCAAUGUUGCGGAUGUAAAAGAUCUUAGCGAGGAAGCGGAGGCGGAAUUUCAAAAGCAAGUCUACGACGAAUAUGCAAGGAUUGUUUUCACUGUCGUUGAAGAGAAGCAGCUACACAAACACUACCUGAAUGCACUGGCUGCAGCUAAAGUGCCUCGGCUGACUCCGGCUGUGCAUGUUGCCAAGCCAAAGCAGCUACUCAGCUCCGUCUAUGCCACGGAGGAGAGCGAUAUCUUCAACACCCCCACGGACGUCUACAGGCGCCUGUUAAACAGUGUUCCGGUCGAGUUCACGUCUGUGCCGAUCAUCAUGCACUGCAUGCUUGAACAGGUUUGUCAUACACUGGACACUGACAGCAGUCGGCAAGAACGACAGUCCAAGAUGCCGCCAAUCGAGAAGGACUUUGAAAGCACAUUCAUGACCUCGCUACUUGACACAAUGGCGGACAAUGUGCCAGCGAAUACAACAAAGAGCUCGUAUAAAGAUGAACGUGACAGUUCAAGUAGCAGCGGAGCGACGAGCGUUUACCACGGCGGAGACACCGCCACGCAACGACAGGAGCAGCUGACUGUUCCAACUGGCUUUGACAUGAUUGCUGCUGAGAAGGCUGUUCAGUCGUUAUCGCCCCUUCGCUACCUGGUCACCACACCACUGCGAUGUCCACGCGACCAGGACCGGAUCGGUGCCCGCCUGCAGCAGAUAGAAGCUACGGUGGGCCGCGGCAGUUUUGCUACACGAUCCUCGUUUCUGCAUGCACUCCAGCAGCUGUGUUUGGAGGGGCUCGUGCCUCGUAUGAGCAAGCUCCUCUCACACACCGUCAAUGCUGCAUCAACUAUAUGGGCCGAUCCACUGGCGUCUGUGGCGAAACUGGAAGAUCAGGAAGCAGCUCUGACAGGGGAUCUGCCCAUGAACGACUGGUGUGUGUCAAGAUUCCAUCCGAACACGCCGGCCCUACUCCAGGUCCUGGAAGAUGCAUAUCAACAGUAUCGCUGCUGCACUGUCGCCGAUCUACAGUCGCUGCAGAGCCGCCUGGUCUGCUUCCAUGACGGCAACGUGUCGCGGAGUGAACUGCUGGUCCCGUUGUCCAACAAAACUGUACUGAAGACUCCAGUGCAGUUUUCCAACUUCCGGACAGACUUUCUAGAACCCCUCCGUGAACGGCUCACGGUCGAAGUCAAACGUGCUCAAGCUGAGAAGACGGGGCUUGUAGCGCAGAGAGAAGAAGCAGCAAAGAAAGAGGCUGAAGAGCGGGCUGCUGCAGAAGCAGCGGCAGCAGCAGCUGAGGCGGAGACAAGUGCCGCCAAAGGUCGCAAGACACCAGCAAAAUCCCGGGCAGCUAGCAGCCAAAGCGGCCCCGGAUCGGCGACCAAGGCUGGAAAGUCAGCAAGUAAGUCGGGAGCAGUGCUGUCACCGCCUGACAUUCCCGAAGCAGCAACUGAACAAGAGCCGGAUUUACCGCUGAGGAAGGUGUUCUCUGGCUGUGAUUUUGGUGAAGACUCCAUAGUUCAGCUCAUGGAGGACUACACUGUACUGACGGCGGACAAGGUGGACAGCAUCUGUAUUGGCGAGCAGUGCUUUGAGGAUGGCAACCAACACUAUUGUGUGAAGGUGCGCAGUGGAACAGAUGUUUACAGACUUCACCGAAUUGCUGCCAAGGAACCGAGUGUACCAGUCGCCAGCCCUGAGCCACAUCCGACGCAUCAGCCUCCACCUGCGGACCAGAAUUCCGAGCCAGCACAAGCUGGAGAAGCAGCGGAUGUGGAAAUCACCAUACAAGACGAACCCGACAAGAUGGCGGACGAGUUUGAUGCCCUGCCCAAGCCAAAGGAAGCCAGCUGUCUCUUCAGCAGCUUUCAAGCUGAGAUUAAUGGGCUGAACAUUGCUGGAAGCUGGUAUCCAAAAGGCCGACCACCCUCACUGGAUGAUAAAUUUGCUGAGCAAUUCAAAAGCGUGACAGAUGAGCUGGAGUCGAUUCCACCGACAAGAGCAGUUGAGAGUCCAGUUCCAGACAAGGCUAACGCACAGAAAGGGAAGAAGCAGCAGCAGAUGCAAGCGGAAAUUGAGCGCCUUGAAGCUGAGCAGAAAGCCAAUGAAGAGAGGAGGGAACAGCUGAUCAAGGAUCGACACAGCAUCCUGGCCGCAGCACGCAACGCACGCCUGCGGCCAACAUUCCCGCAGACCUCGGUGUGUCUGAGCAAUGGCCUGCACGUUGCCUUCUCAGUGCAACACUUGCAGCCGGAACAAGAGCUAAGCGAGAAGAGCCUGGACGAGCCGGGAGUGAUCUGCGUGCACCAGCGCUACGUCAUGCCCGGUACUGCAGGCCAAGAGAGACUCGAGGCGGCGUGCUCAAUGCGAGCAGACGUGGAGGAGGCACGGUGCGUCCAUGGCGACGGAAGAGUGGUGGUGCUGAAACGUAGUGGUGACUGUGACAUCCUGUUCCCGGAUGGAUCGACAAUUCACGGUCGCAUUCCACCAGAGCUGACCUUGCCCGACGAGGAGGAGGAGGAGGACGAAGCCAGCUUUUCAGGAAUUCAAAAUCGUACCUUGAAGCGCGAUUGGACGUGGUACAGCUGCGGUGGCAUGAAGUCAACGUGGACGUCAUCAGCAUCGCCAGCCUCGCUAUCUCCGGCAGAUGAAGACGGAACCGUGAAGCCAGCUUCAUUGUACACACAGGAGAUGAAGGUGGAGAAACUGACCAACCCCGAUUCAAAGGAGGUGUCUUAUUUGCUGCCAAGCAAAGUACAAAUCGUCCACAAGCACGGUGGAAAGAAGAUGAUUGCUGCGUUCGUGGACGGCUCAAUGAUCACGACCAGUCGGGAUGGCACGGUGCGUGUCGAAUGUUCAGGCUACCUGCCUGUCUCCAUCCCGUCCAGCCGCGAUCGCAUGCACGUACGCACGGCCAACGGCAUGCGCCUGCAAUGCUCUCACUUUGGCCAGUUCCGCGUGUUUGCGCACACGCGUGGCGCCACGGUGCUGUGCAUGGACGUGAAGUCCUCGGGCAGCCCGGUGGUGACCUGCGGAGAGCACGAGGAAGACGCGCUGCCACCGGCAGUUCUACACGGCGACGGCGAGUAUCUAUGCAGCACCGUGACCGGUGGCCGACGGGUGCACGUUGAUCAACUGGGCCGAGUGCUGGACGAGAAAGGAGAGAAAGAACGCAUGCUGGGCGAGUCUGAUGCGUCGGCAAUGGCUGCCAAGCGAGCGGCUCGCUUCUUCGUCGUGCGUGAUGACGGCAGUGGCGAGGAAAUGCUGACCAGAGAGCGGCUGGACAAAAUCGUCGCCGAUGCCAACACGUCUGACAGUGCGACACAGCUGCAAACCAGCAGUUCCGGCAGUGACGCGAAGGUCAUCACAACCAUUCAGCAGUCGAACCUCACCGCAUCCAAGACCUGGCUUCCUGAGCUAUCGCAGUCCGUGUCGCCAUACGGAACAUUACAGCAUCGCCUGGCGGUGGUGCGGCGGGAACCACUGGCAGAGCGUACUGGCAACACCAAGUACAAUCAUCACACUGGCAGUAUGUAUGGCAAGUCGCUGCGUGUCGGCCCGGUGAUGGUUAAGCCACAAGCAAAGGCCAGCGCACGACCUGACUAUGAUGGCCUGUCGGUGCAACAGUAUAGACAGUACCUGCCUCUGGAUGACCGGGCACGUGACACCAUUGUCGACGCCGUCAGGACGUCUCUACCGUCCUACAUCGAAGACGAGAAACAGCGGCUGGAAGGAAGGGAGCAAACGGUCCCAGAAAUACGGCAGCCAACAAAAGAGCUGCAGCGAUUAUUUGAUAUGUACGUGAAGCCGCCAACCCCACUGUCCGCUGCACAAGUCAAAACUGACUAUGACCAACAAUAUGUUGUCGGCGGAAACAAACCUGCUGACCAAAAUGGAGAUGAUGAGAGUGCAUACGGCCAGACAUCGUCCGAUAGAGCUAUGCAGAAGUCUCAUCUUGAGCGGAGGCGAGAGGAACUGCAAGAGGAGAGAGCCAGGGAGGCAAUGAACCACCGCCGAUGGCGAACAAAGGAAGUUCCGGCUUACUUCCAGAGCCUAGUUGGUCAGCAUGCGUUGCAGGGCCUGGAGCGGGAGCUGAAGGGGAUCGAGGCCGAAACAAAGCCAGACUCGCCGGGCAUGGAGGAGCUGUCUGGUCGCUUGGCUAAAACGCUUCACAUACAUCCAGCAGAGUCGACCCAGCCGGAGCCAGGUGACGACGGUGCUGCUGUUGAAGGCGGCUGCCAUCAACAGCUGGACGAGCGGCCCCUGUCCCAGGAAUCAUUGCAAUCCUGUUCACUGGGGAGUGGCGUAGAUGUCCACAGCAGUGCAAGCGUCAUUGAUAAGCAGCACGUACCCAGUCUUCUCGUUGGAAGCAUAUCCAGUCUAGUUGGCAGCUGUGUUCGCCCAGACAAUCCCACUCCGCUAACAGCAAGUAUGCCAGACGACUCUAGUACACCAACAAACCAUCCAUUCGACGUCUCCAUUGGUCGUGGUGAUUCCGCUAGUUUGUCCAGUCUUGUUCCGCCGCACGCGUCCACUCCGAUGGCAGAUGCAAUGGAUUGUGAUACGCCAACAAAUGUUCCCAUCAUCAUCGCUGACGAGGAGUACGGAUCAAGCCACAGCGUUGACUACGGCGUCCGUCCGCACAACCCAACUCCGCUGAAAGGAGUGUCGGUUGACGGUAGCCAGACAGUGCCCUCGCCCAUCGCCAGGGCGCAUCCUGCCUCUGUCAGCAUGACAGCGGCUGGCCAAGGCAGCAUGCUUACCAGGACAGGCGAUGAUCCAAUCUACCAGGGUGUAUCAACGCCUGGUGGUGAUCCUGGUGGUGAUUCUAUGGUAUCUUGUGGAACGCCGCCGCCUUCACAGCUCAUGACAAGCAAGUACAUGAACGCUGCCGGCCUGCCUCGCAAUGCCCCAGUCCCUACACCAGAAGUGUUGAAACCCAAUCGAGACGGAGCUAAGCGAAACGAGAAGUACCUAGCCACAGAUGGAAGCAUUCAUCGGCGCAUGCACACAUCCUCAGUGCAAGCAGCGGCGGCCAAGCUGAGCAGCAGCGGGCACACCGAGGUGGACAUUGUCAGCAAGCUGCACACGUUUGUCGUUCAGCCGUCGUCGCUUGAUUUCGGCCGCCUUCAGGAAGGCUGCACGUAUCAUCUGUCAUUUAGCUUGAUCAACACGGGUGUCGACUCUGGUCGGUUUCGAAUCAAGCAGCCCCCGCCAGCAACAGGUCUAGCCGCUCUCUACACAACAGACCUGGUUGCAGCCGGAAUGAAGGUGAAUGUUGUCAUGGAGAUAGCAGCCAUGGCAGUUGGUAUUAUUGCUGCCAAUGGCCUGGGCAAAGUGACACACAACCUUGAAAUCAUCACGGAAGCGGCAAUACUCACUCUGCCCAUCACUGCAACUGUCAUACCUCUUGCCGGCGAUGCUGAGACUACGCACCUGGAACAACGGAAGCAGCAGACCUUGAAGGCGAAGCCGGCAUCCAACGUCACGCUGGCAUCGGAUCGUCCGCGAUCUCGUGACGGACUGGGACGGCUGAGAAAGCCCCACUGAAUACGCUGGCGGCCGGAAAGAGGUGACCCCCUGUAGAAGUCAAACACUAAACUGCAGCAUUACACAGAGUGUGUGAAAAGCACACUGCUUGCUGUAGGAUGUGAGCUGGCAAGCAAUGCCAUACCUGUGUGUGCUGGCAUGCAUGUACUGGCAUGCACAUGUGGUUUUGGUUUUGCCUUUUUUAAGUUCGUUCUAUUUUUUGUUUUGUUUUUUAGAACUGUUUGAGUUGAAAUUUUGUGGAACACUUGGGAAAAAAAUUAAUAUUCAUUGUGUUUAUUUUGCCUGUAAAAGAGGCUGUCAUGCAUGUACUGGCCUGCCACUGUGCCAGUUUUUAUAAAUUGAGUGGACGCACUAGCAUUGCCGACGUCUCAUAAUCUCUUUCACGCAGAGUGCUCUAUGCGCGCACAACGGCACACAAGCGACAGUGCAGUGCAUAUGAAAUCACAAUGCUUGAGCCUUUGGCAGCAACGGAUGGUAUCAUGAUGGCAAUAGUAAAUUCUUGACAGUGUAGCAGGUUAAUUUCUGGUUAGUAGGCAAUCACGGAUAUGAUUUUCUUUGUUACAAUGUGCUGAUCUGUUUUCAUCCAACAAAAGAGCUAUAGGAUUUUGAUCUGCAUAUACAAAUGACAGAGUCAAAGUACCUUGCAUUCUAAUUGUACUACUACAUUGUAUCCCCGACGGAUUAGUAAUUACUCACUGAC
Molecule: messenger RNA, 8356 nt
Organism: Sycon ciliatum
Lineage: Eukaryota; Metazoa; Porifera; Calcarea; Leucosolenida; Sycettidae
Exons: 13
Coding region: 994-7656 (2220 amino acids)
Biological process (GO): axonemal central apparatus assembly; epithelial cilium movement involved in extracellular fluid movement
Cellular component (GO): axonemal central apparatus
Source: RefSeq, a predicted model, not a curated record